UGUCAUUUUAGGCUUUGGACUUCCUGAAUUUACUUCCUGUUAAAGAAUUUCCAAUACGCACCAUGAGAGCAACUGCAUGUUUAAGCGUUUUAUUUGUGCUCCCUGUUUGUCUUGGACUUGGAAAGUCCGUAAUAACAAUUACUGAUGAAAAUUGGCAAACGGUAUUAGAAGGGGAAUGGAUGCUGGAGUUUAUGGCUCCAUGGUGUCCUGCUUGUAGACAGUUUUCUGAGACUUGGAGUAAAUUAGCUGACUGGAGUCGUGAUCUGGACAUUAGUGUUGGAGUUGUGGAUGUAACAGAAAAUCCAGGUUUGAGUGGCAGAUUCCUUGUAGCUGCAUUGCCCACCAUUUAUCAUAUAAAAGAUGGAGAAUUUCGACAGUACAAAAGUGGAAGAAAAGAAGAUGAACUAAUGAGUUUUGUGGAUGACAAAAAAUGGCAAGAAGUAGAACCAGUGUCAUGGUAUCUGUCACCAGGGUCCUAUCAGAUGGGAGCUGUUGGAUUCUUUUUCAAGUUGGCUAUGAAAAUAAGGUCCUUGUACACAAUGAUGACAGAAGAAUAUGGGAUACCUGAGUGGGGAUGUUAUGUUAUUUUUGCUAUUGCAACCAUAAUGACUGGAUUAAUACUGGGACUAGUUAUAGUAUUUUUGUGUGAUUUUGUGUUCCCAUCCAGACCAUCACCUCCAUCAACAUACAUGUAUGACAAACGAAAGGGAGAAACUAAGGUUGAUGAUGAUGAUGAUCAAGACAUAAUAGAUGAUACUAAAGAUUCUCAUCAAAACAAUAUACCUUCUAAAGAGGUGUCAGAGGAAAGUAAAAAAAGUAAAGAAGAAGAUAUACCUAAAGUGGUAGACAGUCCAAAGUCACAAACUCGUAAACGAAAUGUUAGAAAAGCAGAUUGAUUCAUGUUUUUAAAUUUAUAUUCUUUUUAUCAAGUUUUCUUAAAAUGAGAGUUUUACAACCAAUAGUAUAUAUUUAUUAUGUGUAAAUAUCUUACUGUAUAAGCACAACCAAAUAAGUAAGUAUUCUCAACAUACUUACACAUGACAUCCAUCUGUACAACUCUUUCUCAGGUAAUUACACCAAAUGGUGUGAAGGAAACAACUUUUUCACACCAAAUAUUUUUAUUUAAGAAUUUAUGUUCAAAGAGUUUUUGUUGCUUAGCCUUAUUUUAUAGAAAAACUGCAUCCAGAUAGGACAGUUGUGUUAUUUUUAGCAGAUAUGUGUUUUAGAAGUAUUGUUUUAUUUAUUUUUUUAUCCUUAAAUAAAUGCAAUUUGCAAUGAGAUAAUUUAUUUGCACCAACAAUUAUAAAAUACAUUUCUUAAAGAAAUGCUCAUUGUAAUAAUGAAGUAUUGAGUUUUAACAAUCAAAGAGUUUUUCACAUGACAACUGUUAUGCAAUGUGUAAUUUUAGACCUCAGUUUUAAGGAUUGUACAGAAUGUGAUAUCCCCCCCCUGUUUAAUAGGUUGAUUUACUAGUUAAACAUGUUUAAUGGUUUAAGGAUUGACUCGAUGAAGCUAUUUGUACUUAAUUUAUGCUAAAUACCCAACUUUUAAGUUUUUCAUAUUUCCAAUAAAAAAUUUAAAUCCAUGAAAUUAUGUAAGAGGAUUUCAGUGAUUAAUGUUUGAUAUUUUAAAGCCAAGAAGAGGAUAAUCAACAAAAAUAGGUAUGAAAGUAAGGCUUUAAUAUUUAAUGACAGCUAUUAUUAUAUCAUUUGAUAUAAAAUAAUACUAAGCAGAAAAAAUAUCAUAAACAUCUAAUGUACUUCUCACACAGGCACUUGUCUCAGAAAAAAAAUUUCCUAUAUACCUUAUUAUAACACAAGGUACUUAACUUGCAUUUAGGAGCAUGACGCGUUUAUUGCCAAUUCUUCAGCGGUUUGCAAAAUUAUUAUGAUUAACAUACUUUGGUAGGAUUGCUACGGAUGAUUCCGACAGCAAAUGUAGGCAUGUUAUACACCAUUGUAUAGAUAAAUCAAUUUAGAUUUACGAUAUAACAAGCUUUAGUGGGGCUGACAGCCUAUAAAGCGGCAUAUAACGAAACUUCGUCACCACCUAACAUUUUUCUAAAAUGCAAGUUAAGUACCUUGUGUUAUAAUAAGGUAUAUAGGAUUUUUUUUUCUGAGACAAGUGCCUGUGACUUCUCACUAUAAAUUUCUAUUUUUUUUCAGUAAGAUUUAGAUCUAUGUUUUUUUGUGUGGAGGGGGCAUUAAGUGUUAUCCUUGUCCGUCCAUAUUCCCCAAAAUUAGUUUCCAUUCUCUUAACUUUAGUUUGUCUCAACCAAAUGUUAUGAAACAUAUACACACUGCUUAUUACCAGGUCAAGUACUAAUUUGUGUGGUGUCAAUUUUAUUAUUUUCUAGUUCUCUUUAUAAUGUUAUAUGCAAGCAGUGGCAUCAUCUACGUCCAUGGACAGACUUUCCAUUUAUAUUGUUAUUUCAGAAUUAUCUAUUUGUACAGUUAAGCAUUACAUCAGAGAUGAUUUAUUUUUGUAAUAAAAAACCAAAGGUGAUGUAAAUAGUAAAGUGAUUUCUUUAAAUUAUGCAUUUGUGUGAUUGUAUGUUGUGAGGUGCUACUGUAGUUUCAUAGUCAGUCUUAAAUUCAGCUAUCCGGCAGAAUGUGUAUUUUUAUUUUUUACUUUUUAAUAUUGAUGGAUGAAGUGAACUAACCAAACUUUUAUCCUUUUUGAAUUUUAUGGCAUAGAAUAUUUUGCUGCCUUGUUUUCUGAAAAAUAAUAUCUUAAAAUUUGUUGAAUGUUUCAGUAUUUUAAAGUUUUUAUCUGACAUGUCCAUCCAAUAUUCUAGUAUAAUUAACUUUAAGAAAGUUUUAUUUGUAUAAAUUGGCAUUCUUCAGUAUCACAAGAAUUAUAAACAGCAUGAAUUUUAUAAUGGCAAUGAAGCCUAAGUCAUAUUUUUUCUUUUUGUUUCCCAAAACUGCUGGAUUAUGGCUGUUCGUGAGAUGCACAAGUGUUAUGUGAAAGAAUGGAUGUUUUAUGUAAAUAAUAUAUUGAUAUGAUUCUGAAAACUUUUUUAUAGGAUAAAAAUGCAUUUGUCUUAUAAAUAUUGAUUUUGUUUGUUUGUGUCAUAAUAGGGCACUAAUUUGGGCUCUUCUACAAGUUAUUGUUUAUGGAAUGGGAAAGCACAAAUUUAAAUUAUAUGGCUGAUGUAUUUUUAUGUUUUUAGAUGGAUAAUUUUUAACCUGAGCUCUUAAUUGUGGUAGAAACUUUUAUUUUAAGUUUAUGAUCACAGAAAUUGUAUGAAUGUGUCUUUACAUUUUAGUUUAUCAUUAAUGUUUGGGAAAAAACUGAAUAAAGAUAUGCUUGUUUUAUAA
Molecule: messenger RNA, 3323 nt
Organism: Mytilus trossulus (common blue mussel)
Lineage: Eukaryota; Metazoa; Mollusca; Bivalvia; Mytilida; Mytilidae
Product: thioredoxin-related transmembrane protein 1-like
Exons: 8
Coding region: 63-896 (277 amino acids)
Cellular component (GO): endomembrane system
Molecular function (GO): disulfide oxidoreductase activity
Source: RefSeq, a predicted model, not a curated record